Messenger RNA from Lactuca sativa (garden lettuce), 1101 nucleotides. The record is from RefSeq and is a predicted model, not a curated record. NCBI's taxonomy places the organism in Eukaryota, Viridiplantae, Streptophyta, Magnoliopsida, Asterales, Asteraceae.
AUGAAUAGAGCACAAAAUAAGGCUUAUUGGAAUACUUAUGUGUCUAAAAAGAAACAAAAAAAAAAUUCUUCCAAAAAGUCUAAAAAGAAAAAGUCUCUUUCUGUUAAGACAAAAUCACAAAAUCCAUUUUUUGGUGAAAAGAAAUCGAUGUCAAAACCUUCAAAAUCACAAAAAGAUUUUUCUAAAGACAAGGAACAUGUUUUGAAACCAAACCAAAAGUCUAAUGUUCAAACUUCUUAUCAUGAGAAUUAUGUGAAAAGUCAACAAAAAGUUUUUGUUAAGAACUCUAACAAUCAAAGAAUUGUUUUACUCAACAUGUUUCAACAAGAAAGCCAACAAGAAACUUUAAGAAAUUCAAAGCUCAAGGGAAGAGAAAUGAAUCUUUCAAGACUGGGAAAGAGAUUUCAUUCUGGCAAAUUCUCUCAAGAACAAAUUAAGGAUGUAUAUGAGAAGUAUUUGAAUGAAUCAUCAAAUGAAAGUUCUUCUCAGAAAGAAUCAAAUCCUUCUGUUAAAAAAUGGAGAACAAUUUCGAAAGAAAAUGUCAGUAAGAAAGAAACUAAGAAGAAUGAGGAGAAAGUUAAUGUCAACUUUAAAUCUUCGAAUGAUUACAUUUCGAUACCCUUAAAUAAUGAUGUAGACUUAAUUGAUAAUGUCAAGACAAAAGUUUUGUGUGAUGAGCAAUACGAUAAAAAAAAUGCUUACGAACAAGUAAAACAUCAUAGACAAGGUUAUCCGAUUGUGAUUGAUUCCAAGAUCGUCAAACCUUUGGAACUUCUUCAUAUUGACCUUUGUGGUUCUUCGACGGUUGAAACACUCUACAACAAGAGGUACAUUUUGGUAAUUGUUGAUGAUUUUUCUAGAUUUACUUGGGUAUAUUUUCUUCGUUUAAAAUCAGAAACAACUCAAGUGAUGAUCGAUUUUAUCAAACAAAUCGAAUUAAGUUUGAAGAAAAAGGUUUGCAAAAUCAAGAGUGAUAAUGGAUCUGAGUUCAAGAACAAGGUUCUAGAUUCGUUUUUGGCUGAUAAAGGUUCAGAGAAUGAUGAACCAUUUGAAGAUGCACCGUUGGAUUUUGAUCCAACAUAUCCUCCUUUGGAUAGAUAG